CAAGGUCCCCUGACCGAGUCCCCAGCAGGGACGUCCUAUACCUGACCCGGCAAAAACGCCUGGCCCAGCGAGUGGAACCGUGGACUGUCCGGGCCCUCCCGGCACUCCGCGGCCCCUGGGAUCCGACAAUUCCAAUAAUACUGGAAAUUGACCAAUUUUGACAAGAUGUAGUGCUGCAUUGUGCCUGAUGGAAUAUGAUAAAUCAUGGCAUCCGAACUUUGUAAGACGAUCUCUGUGGCAAGGCUUGAAAAGCACAAGAAUUUGUUCUUAAAUUAUAGGAAUCUGCACCAUUUUCCAUUGGAGUUACUGAAAGAUGAAGGACUGCAGUACUUGGAGAGACUCUAUAUGAAAAGGAACUCCCUUACCACCUUGCCAGAAAACCUUGCUCAGAAGCUUCCAAACCUUGUGGAACUGUACCUUCAUUCAAAUAACAUAGUUGUGGUUCCAGAAGCUAUUGGGUCCCUUGUAAAACUCCAGUAUCUGGAUCUUAGUGACAAUGCCUUAGAAAUUGUUUGCCCAGAAAUUGGUCGGCUGAGAGCUUUACGUCAUCUUCGAUUAGCAAAUAACCAACUGCAAUUCCUACCUCCAGUACCUCACUGUGGACCGAAAUCGUCUAUGGUAUGUGCCGCGCCAUCUCUGCCAGUUGCCCAGCCUCAACGAGCUCUCCAUGGCUGGAAAUCGUCUUGCAUUUUUGCCACUUGUUGUAUGGCCAUCUUCAGUGUCAAAUUUGGCUCUGCCAUUUUGGAUUCAAAAACUCCUUUGGACACUCUAGUUGGCCUCUUUCAGUGCAUCUCUCCAUUUUCCCGGCAGGGUCUGCCUGACACGGAUUUAGGUCGAUCUCGAGAACUGCAAUACGUAUAUGUGGAUAACAACAUUCACCUGAAGGGCUUGCCAUCUUACCUGUACAAUAAGGUCAUCGGGUGCAGUGGCUGCGGAGCCCCCAUCCAAGUGUCUGAGGUAAAGCUGCUCUCCUUUUCAUCGGGGCAGCUGACCGUCUUCCUCCCAGCUGAGGUGAAGGCCAUAGGGACAGAGAAUGAUCACGUCCUGCCUCUGCAAGAGCUGGCCAUGAGAAGUCUGUAUCAUGCCCAUCACAGAUUUCUAAAAGAUUUGAACUUUUUGUCUCCAAUCUCAUUACCCAGAAGUCUCCUGGAGCUGCUGCACUGCCCCUUGGGGCACUGUCACCGGUGUAGUGAGCCCAUGUUUACCAUCGUCUACCCCAAGCUCUUUCCCUUGAGAGAGACGCCGAUGGCAGGGCUGCACCAGGGGAGGACAACAGUUAGCUUUGUGGCUUACUGCUGCUCCACCCAGUGUCUGCAGACUUUUGACCUGCUGAGUUGAUAAACACUCAAGCCUCAGGAGCACUGCCAGCUUGACACCGAGGCUGCCUGUGAGUCGCACACUGUGUGCGGCAGGGCUUGGAGAAUCCAGCCAGUGCGGAACAGGCCCUUCCAUCCUGUCCUGUCCAAUGCGGGGGCAUGCAGAACUCUGGAAAUGUCAUAUUGAGCUGCACAGCUAAAAUGCCUUCACCCUUCCCCCAAGUUGGAAUAUAUCCUCCCCCAAAUUAAGGACAUCCUGUCUUCUGUGUUUUUUCUUUUUAUGUGAGUGUGUCUCAUAUGUAAACUAUUUAGUUUGAUGAGCCUCCCCAUGUCUAAUUUAAAGCAAGUUGCAGUACCCUGAAGAACUAUAAUUUGAUAAUACAGGCAAUUUAACUUGAA
Sciurus carolinensis (gray squirrel) is the source of this 1715-nucleotide messenger RNA. RefSeq names its product leucine rich repeat containing 28 (gene Lrrc28). NCBI's taxonomy places the organism in Eukaryota, Metazoa, Chordata, Mammalia, Rodentia, Sciuridae. Gene Ontology annotation, molecular function: protein binding. The record is from RefSeq and is a predicted model, not a curated record. Bases 205 to 1338 code for a protein of 377 amino acids. The transcript is spliced from 11 exons.